Messenger RNA from Acanthoscelides obtectus, 406 nucleotides. NCBI's taxonomy places the organism in Eukaryota, Metazoa, Arthropoda, Insecta, Coleoptera, Chrysomelidae. The record is from the annotation of a GenBank genome assembly.
UGAUGUCUAAAUACCUUCGAGAUAUUCGGAAUAAGCUCGAAUGUUAUUAUAAAAUAGCCCGUGCCAGAACGGACGAACAAAAGCAAAAGGCUAAGGUUCGUUUCGAUAGCAGAGUAUCACCGAACCUCCAAACGUACAAAAUUGGUGACAAAGUCUUUGUCAAACAGUCCCAAAUUUACAAUAAGCUUCAAAAUAAAUUCGAUGGAUCAUAUGAGGUCAUUCAAGUAUUUGAAAAUUCGGCAUUGCUCAAAAAUCCAGAAACAAACAAAACAACUAAUGUCAAUUUCGACAGAUUGAAACCAUGUUUUGAGACUUAGUUUCUCUUCCAGGUGCAGUCUGCUGUUUCUUGGGGCUGUUUGUACGGCCCAGAUUGACAUCAAACCCAUUAACAACACAUUAGGUAUUU